This is a messenger RNA of Platichthys flesus (European flounder), 1738 nucleotides long. RefSeq names its product proline-rich transmembrane protein 1-like. Gene Ontology annotation, cellular component: membrane. The record is from RefSeq and is a predicted model, not a curated record. The transcript has 3 exons. The coding region runs from base 165 to 722 and encodes 185 amino acids. NCBI's taxonomy places the organism in Eukaryota, Metazoa, Chordata, Actinopteri, Pleuronectiformes, Pleuronectidae.
GAGUAAACUUCUUACUUUGUCUUGCUACUCUACGUAACGGAGGGAAACUAACGGCGGUGGACUUUAGUCUCCCAACGCCUUUUAAACGGAAUAAAAAGACGUGGACCGUGUGGGAACAUUCUUCUUCUUCUUCUCCUGAAAGACAGAGAACCAGCAGUUGCAAAAUGGACCCAAGUAAAUCUCCCACGGCUCCUGAGAUGAACUACGGCGGUGAGAAGUCCCCCAUGGGCCAGGUGCCCCCUCCGGCCUACAUCGCCAGCCCCUACCCGGGCUACCCGCCUCAGCCCGGCAUGGGAUACCCGCCUCAGCCCGGCAUGGGAUACCCAGCACAGCCGCAGGGCUUCGGACCUCCACCACCUUAUGGGAAUCAAGCAUACGGACAUCAGCCACAUCCCAUGCAGGAGUACCCAGCACACCCGUCCACUGUCACUGUACACCAGCCUGUUGUGUACGUGACUCGGAGUCCACUGGCCGAGCCUGUCUCCGACUACAUGUGUUACUCCAUAUUCACCUUGAUGUGCUGCUGCCUGCCACUCGGCAUUGCUGCCCUCAUCUACUCUAUCUCAACUCGUGAAGCCAACCACUCCGGUGACCAGCUUGCAGCGGAGCGGAGCAGCAGGUUGGCCCGAACACUGAACCAUGUGGGCCUGGGACUCGGUCUUGCGGUUGUCAUCCUCAUGGCUGUCUACCUGGUGGUUAUUGCGACUGUCAUCGCCCAUUAAAUCAGCUUGAAAUUUGUUCCCAUAUUUCUUGUCCCCAUAAUCAGUCUACACCAGGUUGUCGAACCACGUCUGGAACAUGACCAUCAGAAAGGGCUUAUAUUUGCUAACAUGAUUUGAAGAUAAUCUUUUGAAGAGUUUCAGAUUUUUUUGUUGUUGUAAUUGGCCAUUUGUUUUAAAGAGACCUCAGAAGCAUUUUACAUUUUAAUUACGUUGUCAUUACGUUCCAACAAUGCAGAGUAACCACUUCAGCUUUACUGUAUUCACAUUCCAUCGACAAUUCUUUUUGUUUGUGAUUUGUUUAAUCACAAACUUUCUGUUAUCACACAUCUAAAAAAUAUGCUAUUUGGUCAUUCUUACACUUUAAUGUCCCAAAUUUGUGUCUCGGUUCCAUGUUGCUCUUUCACACAUGCAGACUUCAUGUUUCAUUCAAAGAAAGUUUUACAUUUUGUGUUCAAAUUGCAAAUGUUUAUUCAUGGUGCGGUUUUAAAGAGAUUUGUCUGGUUGUGUGACGGGGGGGGGGGCACUCCUGCCUUUUCAAAUUAUUUGUUGGCUGUAAAUAUGCACUAACACCCUUUAACCCACUUAGAAGUCUGCUCUGCUAGAAUCGCAAAAAGAAACGAGCAAAGUAAUGCCUUAAAAAUCACUCAAAAAAGGAGGGGUUUGAAGCUCACCCUGAUCAAGUGAAGAAAAUGGGUUAUAAUAAUAAUGUCUGUGUCUCAUCAGAUAGUCUCUGAGCUUAAUGUGCACACCACACAGGAAAGGCCUCCUCUUUAUUCCAAAUGAACAGGAACUCACAGCUUCUCUCAAUAUCAGCAGAAACUUGGCGGACACGACCAGUUUGUAUAUCAGGGGCUGUGGUUCUGUGUUUGAAAGUUGUGGUUUGUUAAGUCUCACUGGUUUAGUAUUGUUUUGUCAACCAAUGUCUGUUUGUGCUUUUCUUAACCAUAGCUGAAAUAAAGAUUUUACUUUGUACCAGAUUUCCUUAUAAAUAAAAGUGAAGUAUGUUGAGAGAAACA